Messenger RNA from Raphanus sativus (radish), 1203 nucleotides. RefSeq lists its product as uncharacterized. The transcript has 4 exons. Lineage: Eukaryota; Viridiplantae; Streptophyta; Magnoliopsida; Brassicales; Brassicaceae. The record is from RefSeq and is a predicted model, not a curated record. The annotation marks the transcript as partial.
AUGUCUCAAAAUAGACAUACCACCCGUCGAGCACCAAGAGACAGACCUGAUGACCGUCUUGGAAACCUUAAGCUCCGGAUACCUGUCUUUGGAGGCACUAGCAAUCCUGAUGACUAUCUUGAUUGGGAGAAGAAGAUUGAAUUGGUGUUUGACUGCCAAGAUUAUUCGGAAAAGAAGAAGGUGAGGCUUGCUAAACGUUUUGUGCCAAGUUAUUAUGGGAAAGAGGUGCAUCAAAAACUCAGGAGACUUACCCAAGGCACGAGGGGAGUAGAAGAAUACUAUCAGGAGAUGGAAACUCUUAUGCUUAAGGGUGGAGUAGCUGAAUCAGCUGAGGCUACCAUGGCACGUUUCCAGGCUGGGUUGAGCAGAGACAUUCAGGAUCGCAUAGAGAUGUAUGAGUAUGAGGAUAUCUUUGAGUUGUUACACAAGUCCAUCCUUAUAGAACAACAGCUAAAGAGGAAGAAUCCAACCAAGGGCUCCUAUGGCAACAACUACAAGCCGAUCACUACCAAAGAAGAGAAACCAUGGAUGAAGAAGGAAGAUCUCAAGGGAAGUCAGCAGGAUGAUAAGGGAAAAUCAACCACCACGAGAUCCAGAGAUGUGAAGUGUUUCAAUUGUACCAACGUUGCAAGUGAGGCGCUUGUGGAAAAGCUUGGGUUGAAGACUGGAAAGCAUCCUAGGCCUUAUCUACUUCAGUGGUUGAAUAAUCAAGGGGAACUGAAGGUGACUGAGCAAGUAAUGGUCCCUAUUACUAUUGGGAGGUACCAAGAUGAGAUUGUUUGUGAUGUCCUACCUAUGGACACAAGUCACAUCCUGCUAGGGAGGCCAUGGCAAUAUGACAAAAAGGUGAUUCAUGAUGGCUUUACUAAUCGCCACUCAUUCACUCACAGAGAUAAGAAGAUUGUUCUUGCUCCUCUCUCACCACAAGAAGUACACCAUGAUCAAGUCCAACUCAAACUUAGGAGGAAAGAAGACAAGGACAAGGGAGCUUUACUAACUUUUUCUGACAUUGCACCGGAGUUACCGAGUGGUUUUGAGUUCAUAUUACAGGACUAUGGAGAUGUGUUUCCAGAAGAAAGUCCAAGUGGUUUGCCUCCAUUCCGAGGGAUUGAACACCAGAUAGACUUAGUUCCAGGAGCCUCCUUGCCCAACAGGCCUGCUUACCGAACUAACCCUGAUGAAACUAAAGAGCUGCAAAGACAA